Messenger RNA from Clunio marinus, 369 nucleotides. NCBI's taxonomy places the organism in Eukaryota, Metazoa, Arthropoda, Insecta, Diptera, Chironomidae. The record is from the annotation of a GenBank genome assembly.
AUGUCUGAACAUUUGAUAUCUCUGUCUAAGCUCUUCUCUGAAUUAAGGCAAAUGUCUUUUGCAAGAAAUUCGAACGUCACAAUUUCUUUAAAAGGUCACGAUGCUAAACAAGAAGCAUUUCAGAAAGUUAUACACGACAUGAAAUCACAAUUUCAAAACAUCAAGGAUGGUAACCAGGAAGAUUUAACACUUAAACAAGAUGCUUUUCAAUUAAACAAGUACUUCAACUUUACCUUCAAGCUAUCAACCGCAAACUGUGUUGAAUUUUAUGGGAUCGCAAUUAAUUUAUUUGGAAUUAGUGAGACAUUUUCACUUCUUCUGCUAAUUAAUCAGCAAGCAAACAGCUCAACUCACAGUUGCCCGCUAUAA